GCGGAGAGAAAGAAAGCAAGAUUUGAGGGGAUUCUCCAAACUCACGUCUUCUGCAGUGCCUUUUAUUGCUGAUCAUUUAGCAGGUGGGUGGGAGGCAGGGAAGGAGAGCGAGAUCCACCAGUCAGAUUCACCUCAGGGGACUCUAUAGCGAGCGCAGACCCCCACCUCUCCCUCGCCACAUCUCUCUUUCUGUCGCUCUCUCUCCUUUCCAUCGAACAAUCUGGGCACAGGAAGGCUGGAUUUCCCCCCUCUAUGUCACAUCUGGAUGGAGGCAAGAAAGGUCUAGAAAGAGGGCCGGAGGCUGCGGGAAGAAGAGCACAAAAAGAAAUGUUGGGGGGAUUCCACUGGAUUCCACACUGGACCAUGUGAGGACACGCAUCCAACAGAAGAUGGGAGCGCUACCCAAGAUGAUGUGUUUUUACCGAGCAUCGACCGCACUGGGAGUCUGAGCGAUUAGUUUGCACCUGGAGGUUUCAGGCUGGAGGUCUGAGCCCAGCCUUGGGGGGUCCACUCAGAGAGGAGCACACAGGGCUUCUGCUGGGGUAGCGCCAGGGGCUCGGCACAGCUCAGCACCAUGCCUGAGGCCAACUACCUGUUCUCUGUGUCCUGGGGAUACAUCAAGUUCAAGAGGAUGCUGAACCGGGAGCUAAGCCACCUGUCUGAGAUGAAUCGUUCAGGCAAUCAAGUGUCAGAGUACAUCUCCAACACCUUCCUAGACAAACAGAAUGAGCUGGAACUGCCGUGUCCUGUUCCCAAGUCAAGGGAAAGGAAGCGGAGGCAAGGCCAGCAGCAACAGCAAGGUGGAAUGAUGACUCAAACCGGUGGGGUGAGGAAGGUCGGCUACUCACCCUGUAUCUCCGGAAGCACCAACAGUCGCUUUGGAGUCAACACGGACCAGGAAGAACUGCUGUCUAAGGACCUGGAGGGCAUCAAUAAAUGGGGACUGAAUAUCUUCAAGGUGGCAGAGCACUCUCACAACCGGCCCCUCGCAUGCAUCAUGUACGCCAUCUUUCAGGAGCGAGACCUGAUGAGAACUUUCAAGAUUCCAACAGACACUUUUGUGACGUUCAUGCUGACCCUGGAGAGCCACUAUCACUCCGACGUGGCCUACCACAAUAGCCUGCACGCCGCAGACGUGGCGCAGUCCACUCACAUCCUCCUGUCCACACCAGCACUGGAUGCUGUCUUCACCGAUUUGGAGAUCUUGGCAGCUAUUUUUGCAGCUGCAAUUCAUGACGUGGAUCACCCGGGAGUGUCCAACCAGUUCCUCAUUAACACCAACUCCGAGCUGGCUCUGAUGUACAAUGAUGAGUCGGUGCUGGAGAACCAUCACCUGGCGGUGGGCUUCAAACUGCUGCAAGAGGAGAACUGUGACAUCUUCCAAAACCUCACCAAGAAACAGAAACAGGCUCUCAGAAGGAUGGUCAUAGACAUGGUUUUGGCAACUGACAUGUCGAAACACAUGAGCCUGUUGGCCAACCUGAAGACGAUGGUGGAGACAAAGAAGGUGACCAGCUCCGGCGUCCUUCUGUUGGACAACUACACCGACAGGAUGCAGGUUCUACGCAACAUGGUCCACUGUGCUGACCUGAGCAAUCCCACAAAGCCUCUGGAUCUGUACCAGCAGUGGACGGACAGGAUCAUGGACGAGUUCUUCCACCAGGGAGACCGGGAAAGGGAGCGGGGGAUGGAGAUCAGCCCCAUGUGUGACAAACACACGGCAUCAGUGGAAAGGACCCAGGUGGGCUUCAUUGACUACAUUGUGCAUCCUCUGUGGGAGACGUGGGCAGACCUGGUCCACCCGGAUGCCCAGGACAUCCUGGAUACGCUGGAAGACAACAGGAACUGGUACCAGAACAUGAUACCGCAGAGCCCCUCGCCUCCCUUCUACUCCGGCAACAGAGAGGGCGGCUCACACGGGGACUUGGAGGGGGACCCUGUCGCGAGCAGGUUUCAGUUCGAACUGACGCUGGAUGACCAGGAAAGCUUCGACUCAGAGAUGGAGACGGCGGUCUGCGACACCACGGCGGAGACCUGAGUGGUUGACGAGAGAUGGAGCGCGGCAUCAUUUUUUGCUGUUUUGGCUUCGUUUCAUUGCAGUGGAGCAAUCCUGCAACAUGGCUCUUUGGGGCUUCCUGGCUGAAAGGGGCUUACUGAAAACGGGGGAACCCCUGCUGAAGAGGCUUAGAAACCCUCCGGCAGUUUGUUUUGGAGCCCCCCCGGGGUGGAAGUUGGGCGACUUCUGUCCAAAUACAGAGACUUGGGAGUAUCCAGGCUGCCACUGACAGAGUGGACAAUGUACAUUUUUGUCCUGGGACAAGUGAAAAUUCCAAAUUUGCACCUCAGGAUGUUUGUUGUAUUCCUUCAAAACAACUUUUAAUGUGUUUGGACUGGAUGCCAUGUGGUUAAAUGUCCAACCAAAACGACUGGUCAGCAAGUUAUUUGUUAUGUUUUUUUACGGACGUAUUUUUUUUUACAACCAUGCCCUUUUAUAAGUGUAUUGAUAAUUUAUUGAGCACAUCCAUGUAGCUGUAAAGUGUGUAACGUUUUCUACGGCCAGGACAUAUCUGUCCCACACAGUCUUCCUACUGAUCUGGCAAUAGGAUAAGCUCGUCCUCACUGCGCCUCUAAAAUCACUUUUGACUUCCCAGCACACUUUGCACUUUGUGGCCAAAAAGAAUCGUGGGUAAAAUUAUGCUCAACAACAUCAGUUUCUAUUUUUCUCUCACAAAUUACCACCUACUGUAAGUAAUGAAGUAACUCGUCCAAAGGUCACUUUGAUAAAUUCACUGCCGCCUUGUAAAUGUUAUAAAACGAAUAAAAAUAACAUUCGUUUUAAAUAUAUAACAAUCUGAUUGUUGCAAAUAUUCAGCCAAUAUGAGUAAAGCAGGUCAAUGACCAUGAAUUGCGGCUUGAAGUGAAACCAGCACAGGAUUGACUUACAUGACUUAUUUCAAACAACCAAAAAUGCAACCGACACAAAAAGUCAACACACAUAGUCGCUCAUAACACAACCUGUUCACUGAACUUUGUGGAUAUAAAAAAAAAAAAAAAAAAGUCCACGCACCAUAAAACAUUCAAAAUUACACCCAUUUAAAUCUUUUGCAAUGCAUUAUGGGAAACAUGCAAAAGACUCUCUCCGCACUAAUUUUAGCUGCAUGAUAUUUCCGAUUGGUUACAAAACUUUAAGGAGGUCGUCACAGAUGUAAACAAAGUAGGAGUUGAACUUCCACAUACUCUUAAUAUCCAAUUAUAUUAAUUGUAUAUCCAUUAUAUUAAUAUAAUAUGUACACACAUAUAUAUAUAUAUAUAUAUAUAUAUAUAUAUAUAUAGUCGAGGUUACUGUGGUUUAUCCGUUAUACAGUGCUCAAUACCAGGGUAUGUUACGUUAGGUCAGGAAAAAACACAGAGGCUAUUUCUUCCCUACAAGCCUGUGACAUAGACAUAGACACAUGUUGGGAUAAAAUAGCCUCUGUGUUUUUUCCCGACCUAACAUAUAUACCGUAUUUUUCGGAGUAUAAGUCGCACCUGCCGAAAAUGCAUAAUAAAGAACGAAAAAAACAUAUAUAAGUCGCACUGGAGUAUAAGUCGCAUUUUUGGGGGAAAUGUAUUUGAUAAAACCCAACACCAAGAAUAGACAUUUGAAAGGCAAUUUAAAAUAAAUAAAGAAUAGUGAACAGGCUGAAUAAGUGUACGUUAUAUGAGGCAUAAAUAACCAACUGAGAACGUGCCUGGUAUGUUAACGUAACAUAUUAUGGUAAGAGUCAUUCAAAUAACUAUAACAUAUAGGACAUGCCAUACGUUUACCAAACAAUCUGUCACUCCGAAUCACUAAAUCCCAUGAAAUCUUAUACAUCUAGUCUCUUACGUGAAUGAGCUAAAUAAUAUUAUUUGACAUUUUACGGUAAUGUGUUAAUAAUUUCACACAUAAGUCGCUCCUGAGUAUAAAGUCGCAUUCCCGGCCAAACUAUGAAAAAAACUGCGACUUAUAGUCCGAAAAAUACGGUGUAUAUAUAUAUAUAUAUAUAUAUAUAUAUAUAUAUAUAUAUAUAUAUAUAUAUAUAUAUAUAUAUAUAUAUAUGAUUAUAAGUUUUUAUUGUUUUUGUUUGCUUGUUGAUUUUAUGCCAUUUUUGUCAUAGGAAACAUUGUUUUUUUUUAAUGGCAAACACACAACAUAUGCAAUAUUUUCCCCCCAAAAAAACAUUUCAAAGUGGAAUUUUCGAUGCGAAGUAAUAGGAGGCUUGAAUAGGUCAAUAAUCCACAACAACACUGAUUUUGAUUCAUUAUUAUUGUUUUGAGCAAUGACAGUUUUAAGGGGGGGGG
Molecule: messenger RNA, 4323 nt
Organism: Nerophis lumbriciformis (worm pipefish)
Lineage: Eukaryota; Metazoa; Chordata; Actinopteri; Syngnathiformes; Syngnathidae
Product: 3',5'-cyclic-AMP phosphodiesterase 4B-like
Biological process (GO): signal transduction
Molecular function (GO): 3',5'-cyclic-nucleotide phosphodiesterase activity
Source: RefSeq, a predicted model, not a curated record